Messenger RNA from Capronia epimyces CBS 606.96, 1788 nucleotides. RefSeq lists its product as uncharacterized. Gene Ontology annotation, molecular function: damaged DNA binding; DNA-directed DNA polymerase activity. The record is from RefSeq and is a predicted model, not a curated record. Gene Ontology annotation, biological process: translesion synthesis. The coding region runs from base 1 to 1788 and encodes 595 amino acids. NCBI's taxonomy places the organism in Eukaryota, Fungi, Ascomycota, Eurotiomycetes, Chaetothyriales, Herpotrichiellaceae. The transcript has 2 exons.
AUGCCGAACGCUUGGAGUCUGCAGCGAGAUGACAGCCGCAUAGUCUUACAUUUUGACCUGGACUGUUUCUAUGCUUCCGUCGUGGAAAAUGAAAAUCCAGCCCUCAAGUCAGUGCCGCUUGCCAUUCAGCAGAAGCAAAUCGUGGUUACAUGCAACUACGAAGCCCGGCGGCGUGGUCUUCGAAAACUGCAGCUCAUCAGCGAAGCCAAAAGAAUUUGCCCAGAAGCUGUGAUUGUUCUCGGUGAGGAUUUGACUCGAUUCCGUGAUGCGUCCAAAGACAUCUACAGCUUUCUUCAACAGUCCGUAUGGAGCGGCAGAGCAGAGCGCCUAGGGUUUGACGAAGUGUGGCUUGAUUGUACAGACAUGGUCGACUACAACGUAGGUCUGCUCAAUCCAAACGACCUCACCCACUCCUUUUUUUGCCUGAGUCAAGAGGACCCUACGGUUGGCUUUGAGUACGAUGCUUCGACUGUCUUCGGGCCCACGUAUCCCACGCACUCACACGAUUCUACAUCAUGCACCGAGGAGGAGGCUCAGUUGCGACUGCGGUUAGUCCUUGGCUCCCAUCUGGCUAGGCAUAUUCGGCAUGGGCUAGAACAUCAGAAAGGUUACACUUCUACUGUCGGAAUAGCCACGAAUAAAUUGUUGUCCAAGCUGGUUGGCAACGUGAACAAGCCAAAAAAUCAGACAACGAUCUUGCCCCCCUAUCAACCUGUCGGACACGUGGACGCGACCGUGACCCGCUUCCUCGACGAGCAUGAGAUUGGAAAAAUCCCUGGAGUUGGGUCCAAACUGGCCCAAAAGAUCAGAACGCGCGUGUUGGGCCGCGAGCCAGAUGUCUCUGAGGAUCUUCUCUAUGGAGGAACGAAAGAGUCGGUGACCGUUCUGGAUGUCCGUACUCAUCAUAUGAUGGGCCCCGAACUGCUUGAAGAAGUCCUUGGAGGCCCAGGAUCAUCCAGAGGUAUCGGCGGAAAGGUCUGGGAGCUGAUCCACGGAAUCGACGACAGUGAAGUGGGUAAGGUGAGGCGCGUUCCGUCGCAGAUCAGCCAGGAGGACUCGUACAUGAAACACUUGCAUAGCUUUGACGAGGUCAAGAAGCAACUGCACAUUCUCGGUGAAAGACUCAUUCGUCGGAUGCAUAUGGACCUUCUGGAGGACGAGGAAGAAGAGUCUGACCCCGAGCGAUCCGUCCCGCGGCGUCGAUGGAUAGCACAUCCCCGGACUCUACGCUUGUCAACGAGACCUCGUCCAGCACUCACGCUAGAUGGUACUCGACAGAGGAUGUCUCAUCGCAUCUCCCGGUCCGCGCCCAUGCCCAAUCUGGUCUUCAGCCUGGUCGAAGAUCCCUCCAUUCUUGCUGACCGCUUGGUAGACGAAGCUUUGGUGCCGAUGUUCCGCAAGCUUCAUCAUGAGAAGGCUGGGUGGAGCCUCAGCUUAAUCAAUGUUGCGGCUACUAAUAUGGCCGAAGCGGCCGCCGAGAGAAAGGACAGCGAAGGAAGAGACAUUGGGAAGAUGUUUCGACGACAGGACGAGGUGCUCAAAGAUUUCAGGGUCAAGGUGGAACCAGAUUCGCGUGAAGAGCUGCCGUCGCCGUGGAUGGAGGCACCAGAUGGGCAGACGCCGAACGUCGAGGUGAAGGGAGCCAAUAUGGACUUUGCUGCCACGGAUGGUUGGGACUCCGAUUGCAGCGAGAGCCAACAGGCCGAACGGUGUGAAUGUUGUCACAGCAGCAUUCCGGCAUUUGCAUUGGCUGCGCAUCGGAGAUAUCAUGAGCUGGGAGGUAGCUGA